Molecule: messenger RNA, 3873 nt
Organism: Anthostomella pinea
Lineage: Eukaryota; Fungi; Ascomycota; Sordariomycetes; Xylariales; Xylariaceae
Source: the annotation of a GenBank genome assembly
AUGGCCCACGAACAGGCUUUGGCAGCAACUGCCGCCAUUGUCAGGUCUUUAGCUAACCCUCAAAGAGACUCGUCUCCCGUUCCCAUCGGCGCCAACUCGCAAAUCAAGCUUCCUGGCCACGACAGCACAGCAAAGGAGUCGCUCGAACACGAACUCUCGGCCCUAGUGGUCAGGAUCCAACAGCUCGAGGCCAAGGCCAGUGCCUCCAACACACCCAUCUUCCCCGACACCCCCAGCGAGACGACCGAAUCUUUGUUUGGCGAAGAGUCCUCGAGACGAUCCAAGUUCCCACUCAUCCCGCCUCCUCGGAAUGUAGUUCCCGAAGAACAAGUCGUCAACUCCAUCCCGCUCCCCAACGAGGCUCUCAAGGGGCUCCAAGAGCACAUCCAUGAUCAAUCCAAACUGCUCGACAAUCAGCGCCAGGAGCUUACUAGCGUUAAUGCCCAGCUGCUCGCACAGAAACAACUACAGGAGAGGGCGCUUCAAGUUCUGGAGAGAGAACGGGUUGCAACACUGGAACGGGAGUUGUGGAAGCAUCAAAAAGCCAAUGAAGCCUUCCAAAAGGCGUUGCGCGAGAUUGGCGAGAUCAUCACCGCUGUGGCGCGAGGUGAUCUUACCAUGAAGGUUCGAAUGAAUACCAUAGAGAUGGACCCCGAGAUUACCACUUUCAAGAGAACCAUCAAUACAAUGAUGGAUCAGCUUCAGGUUUUUGCGAGCGAGGUAUCUCGGGUCGCCCGUGAGGUCGGUACGGAUGGAAUGCUUGGUGGCCAGGCCAGGAUCGAAGGUGUCGAUGGCACCUGGAAGGAGCUUACUGACAACGUCAAUGUCAUGGCACAGAACCUCACCGACCAGGUGCGCGAAAUCGCCUCUGUGACGACUGCCGUUGCCCAUGGAGAUUUGACCAAGAAGAUCGAGAGACCCGCUAAGGGCGAGAUACUUCAACUCCAACAGACCAUCAACACCAUGGUAGAACAGUUGCGCACAUUUGCGUCCGAGGUCACGCGCGUCGCCCGAGACGUGGGUACUGAGGGUAUGCUAGGUGGACAAGCGGAUGUCAUGGGCGUCCGAGGCAUGUGGAACGAAUUGACCGUUAACGUCAAUGCGAUGGCCAAUAAUCUCACAACCCAAGUGCGCGACAUUGCCAAAGUCACCACCGCCGUCGCCAGAGGUGAUCUGACGCAGAAGGUUCAAGCCGAGUGCAAGGGAGAGAUCUUUGAGCUCAAGUCGACUAUAAACUCCAUGGUCGAGCAGCUUCAGCAGUUCGCCCGCGAAGUCAGCAAAAUCGCCAGAGAAGUCGGCACUGAAGGUCGCCUCGGUGGUCAAGCUACCGUUAAUGACGUGCAGGGCACUUGGCGCGACCUCACCGACAACGUCAACGGCAUGGCCAUGAACUUAACAACCCAAGUUCGAGAGAUAUCCAGGGUCACCGCAGCCGUGGCCCGUGGUGACCUGACCAAGAAGAUCGGCGUCGAGGUCAGAGGUGAAAUCUUGGAGCUCAAGCUCACCAUAAACUCCAUGGUUGAUCGUCUGGGAACUUUCGCUUUCGAAGUGAGCAAGGUCGCCAGGGAAGUCGGAACUGAUGGUACCCUUGGUGGCCAGGCUCGUGUGGAUGACGUCGAAGGCAAAUGGAGGGACCUCACCGAAAAUGUCAACACGAUGGCUCUGAACUUGACUUCGCAAGUACGGGGUAUCUCCACAGUCACGCAGGCUAUCGCCGACGGCAACAUGAGCCAGAAGAUCGAUGUCCAAGCAAAGGGCGAGAUACUGGUUCUGAAAGAGACUAUAAACAACAUGGUCGACCGACUCUCGGUGUUCUGUAACGAGGUACAACGAGUGGCCCGCGACGUCGGUGUAGACGGCAAGAUGGGUGGCCAGGCAGACGUUGGUGGUCUAAAGGGACGAUGGAAAGAGAUCACGGCUGAUGUCAACACUAUGGCAACCAAUUUGACCACGCAAGUGCGAGCUUUCGGCGAUAUCACUAAUGCUGCUACCGACGGGAACUUCACCAAGCUGGUCGAUGUUGAAGCCUCUGGUGAAAUGGACGAGCUGAAGCGCAAGAUCAACCAGAUGGUGUACAACUUACGAGACAGCAUUCAGAGAAAUACGCAAGCAAGAGAGGCCGCCGAGCAAGCCAACAAGACCAAGUCCGAGUUCCUCGCCAACAUGUCCCACGAGAUUCGAACGCCCAUGAACGGUAUCAUCGGAAUGACGCAAUUGACACUCGACACCGACUUGACGCAGUACCAGAGGGAGAUGCUGAACAUUGUGAACCAACUGGCCAACAGUUUGUUGACUAUCAUCGAUGACAUUUUGGACUUGUCCAAGAUCGAGGCCCGCCGGAUGGUGAUAGAAGAGAUUCCCUAUACACUGCGGGGAACUGUCUUCAAUGCCUUGAAGACACUGGCAGUCAAAGCGAACGAAAAGUUCUUGGAGCUGACGUACCUUGUCGACAGCUCCGUCCCCGAUUACGUUGUCGGAGACUCUUUCCGUCUACGACAGAUCAUCCUCAACUUGGUCGGCAACGCCAUCAAGUUCACUGAGCACGGCGAAGUAAGCUUGACGAUCCGCGAAUCUAAGAACGCGAAGCCGAAGGGACCGCACGAAUACGCAAUCGAGUUUGUAGUCCAAGAUACGGGAAUAGGAAUCCCGCAGGACAAGCUUGAUCUGAUUUUCGACACGUUCCAGCAGGCCGAUGGAUCCAUGACUCGCAAGUUCGGUGGUACAGGACUCGGUCUUUCCAUCUCCAAGAGGCUAGUUAACCUCAUGGGGGGAGAUGUAUGGGUCAAGAGCGACUUUGGCAAGGGGAGUCAGUUCUUCUUCACCUGCGUGGUCAAGCUGGCCGAUAAAGAACUCUCGAAUAUCGAGAAGCAGCUGAAGCCAUACAGAGGGCAUCAAGUCCUCUUCAUUAACAAAGGCAUCUCCCGCUACGGCCGAGAGAUCACGAUCAUGCUGCAGAGGUUGGGCUUGGUACCAGUAGUCGUUAACAAAGAGGGGAACCCUGCUUCAUCGGGAUCUGACGAGCCGCCCUACGAUGUCAUCAUCGUCGAAUCCAUCGAGACUGCGCGGAAACUGCGAGCUAUCGAGGAUUUCAAGUACCUUCCGAUCGUUCUACUUGCCCCGAUCGUCCACGUCAGCUUGAAGUCUUGUUUAGACUUGGGCAUCACAUCCUAUAUGACGACUCCUUGCGAACCAAUUGACUUAGGCAACGGCAUGGUUCCUGCUUUGGAGAACCGGGCCACCCCGUCACUUGCUGACAACACCAAGUCGUUCGAGAUCUUGCUUGCUGAAGACAACCGGGUCAACCAGCGACUUGCCGUGAAAAUUCUCGAGAAGUACCAUCACGUGGUCACGGUAGUAGGGAACGGCCUGGAUGCUGUCACAGCUGUGCAGAACAAGAAGUUCGACGUCGUUCUUAUGGACGUCCAAAUGCCAAUAAUGGGAGGCUUCGAAGCCACGGGGAAAAUCCGCGAGUACGAGCGAAGCCUUGGAACCCAGCGAACACCCAUCAUCGCACUCACAGCACAUGCCAUGAUGGGAGACCGGGAGAGAUGUAUACAGGCACAAAUGGACGAGUAUCUGUCGAAACCUCUGCAGCAGAACCAUCUGAUACAGACAAUUCUGAAGUGUGCAACACUUGGCGGUGCUCUGCUCGAAAAGAACCGAGACAGGGAGCUGUCGCGGCAGCCAGACUCGAGCUCUCAGCAGAACUCGCCAGGCCACUUGAGACCGAGCCUCGAAGCUCGGGCGAUCACUACGAAUGAAUCCCUGUUGACCGGCACAGAGAGUCCGUCUCUAGUCUCGGCAAAUCUAGAUGACCCAUUGCAAAGGGCACGUUUAAACCUCUCUGAGCCUGACAUCCACCGACUAACUUGA